GCCCGCGUUAUUUAUACUAAGGGUCGCAAGAUGUGCCUUCGUCCUGUGAUUGUGUUUGUGAUGUCGUGAAUGCUGUUUAUUGGACCAGUAGGAGCGAAUAUCGUUGUUAUCUACACAAAGCCUUGCAACUAACCAGUAUCGCAUCCCUUAUCGGAAAAUCUGUCUCACACAAUCCCACUUCUUCGAAGCAAUCUUUAUUAGAUUAGUUAUUAUCUGAUUAUGAAGUCCUGUCACUAUUUUAUUUGGAUAUCAUUUUUCAUUCUGAUCGAAGUGAUUUGUGAAUCCGAUAAACAACAUAAAUUACUUGUGAUAUCUUUAGAUGGUUUCCGCCAUGAUUAUUUAGAUCAUGCUAAGCUCCGCAAUGUUAAUAUUUCCUCUUUCGAAAGGAUUUGGAGGGCAGGAAUACGUGUUAUGAAAGUGUACAAUGAGUUUAUCACUCGAACAGGACCAAACCACCUAUCACUAGUAACCGGAAUGCAUGAGGAGAGUCACGGUAUUGUUGAUAAUGUUUUUUAUGAUCCUGAGCUCAAUGAUACUUUUGACUUGAGUAACUCAAAGCAUUUAUCACAAUCAAAGUGGUUUGAUGUUGGAUCGGAACCAAUUUGGGUGACAAAUCAACGUCACGGUCAUAAAAGCGCUGUUGCAUUCUGGCCAGGGAGUAAUACAGCAUUCAAAGGGCAAUUACCUAGUUUUUAUUAUCCUUACUAUAAUCAUCAGCUUCCUCUAGUCGAUAGAAUCAAUCAAACCAUUGAAUGGUUAAGUUCAGAUGAAGUAACACUUGGUCUAAUAUAUUUUCAUGAACCAGAUUCACAAGGUCAUUUAACUGGACCCGAAUCGGUAGAAAUGUAUGCCGUUAUCGAAAAAUUAAAUGAUGAUAUUGGAUACUUGCUAUCUUUGGUUGAUAAUAAACCUUCCUUAAAGUCAUCACUCAACAUUAUUUUAACAAGUGAUCAUGGCAUGUCUGCGGUGGAUACUAACAGAACAAUUAUUCUUCAUGAUUAUAUCAACGAGAGCAUGUAUCAUAGUCCAGGAUCGGAAGAUCGUAUUUUUUGGUUGUUAUGGCCAAAAGAUGGGAUCUCGUCUAUUUAUUUGUACAAAAGGCUGGUCGGAAAACAUCCGAAAAUGAAUGUUUUCUUAAAAGAUAGUGUACCUGUUCGCUUACAUUACUCGAAUAAUCGACGGAUCAGCCCAGUAGUUGUGUAUUCGGAGCCCGGAUGGACAAUCAUUAGAUCACUAGAAUCAGUUGCAAAAUUUGUGAGUAUUAUUUUAUUAUGUUGUACUACAAUAUCCAUUGUCUAUAUCAUAUGUACAUGUCUUACAUCCACUCAUUAUCCUUAUUUAUUUCCCAAUAAUAAUAAUGGUAAUGACAAUAAACGAAAUUAUCCUAUUCAUCAACCAAAUCUAUUCUUACUUCAACGACGUUUUCGUAAUCGAUGUCAACAAUCUACUGUUGUGCCAUCGAACAAUUCGAUUGCUUUGCAAAAUAUAAAAAAAAUUAAAACAAAUCAUCAUAAAAAUUCAAGCAAAUCAUCUGCACUACAACAAACAUCAGAUGAUAGACAAAGAUUACUUGAUCAAACUAUGAAUAAUAUUGGUUGUGAUACAACAGUUCGUCAUAACACUGAUUACGAUCAUGAUGAUGAUGAACAUGAAGAAUUUAAUCGAUUCUCUGUUCAACAUAUAGAUGAUGAGACAUUUUUAAAUUUACUUCGUCAACCGAAUAAUAGAUAUCCGUGA
This is a messenger RNA of Schistosoma turkestanicum, 1737 nucleotides long. The record is from the annotation of a GenBank genome assembly. Lineage: Eukaryota; Metazoa; Platyhelminthes; Trematoda; Strigeidida; Schistosomatidae.